Messenger RNA from Physeter macrocephalus (sperm whale), 3441 nucleotides. RefSeq names its product caspase recruitment domain family member 14 (gene CARD14). NCBI's taxonomy places the organism in Eukaryota, Metazoa, Chordata, Mammalia, Artiodactyla, Physeteridae. Gene Ontology annotation, cellular component: cytoplasm. Gene Ontology annotation, biological process: regulation of apoptotic process. The record is from RefSeq and is a predicted model, not a curated record. Gene Ontology annotation, molecular function: CARD domain binding.
CUGUCGAAUUAUUACCUGGAUCAGAGUUUGCUUUUUUUUUUUCCCUCUUGCAUUAGUCUUUGGUGCCCAAUCUUUGAGUUUUGGUACAAGUCACAUGGCUUGAAAUAGAUAUGAGAUCCUCUUAGCACUGGUUUUCGGGCUCUUCCCGUCCAGUGCCCUCCUGCCGGCACCACACCUGGCCUCGGAGAGAACACGGACCGCAUCCCACUGCAAGGAGUGCCUGAAAAAACGAAUGUGAGCAGUUUUGGGUGCUCAGGCCCAGCCAUGGCAGAACUGUGCCGCACGGACUCCUCGCUGGCCGCCCUGGACGAGGAGAUGCUGUGGGAGAUGAUGGAGGACCACCGCGGCAGGAUCGUGCGCAGCAUCUGCCCCAGCCGCCUCACCCCCUACCUGCGCCAGGCUAAGGUGCAGGACCAGCUGGACGAGGAGGAGGUGCUCCCCAGGUUCACAAACACGGCCAUGAGAGUUGGGCACUUGCUGGAUUUGCUGAAGACUCGAGGGAAGAACAGGGCCAUCGCCUUCCUGGAGAGCCUGAAAUUCCACAACCUUGACAUCUACACCCUGGUCACUGGGCUACAGCCCAGCGUGGACUUCACAAACUUCAGUGGGCUCAUGGAGACGUCCAUGCUGACCGAGUGCCUGGCCGGGGCCAUCGGCAGCCUGCAGGAGGAGCUGAGCCGGGAAAAGGGGCAGAAGGAGGCCCUGCUGCGGCAGCGCCAGCAGCUGCAGGGGCACCUGGGCCAGGCCGAGGCCCGUGCCGAGGGCUUGCGCCAGCUGGAGGCCGACCGCGGCCGCGUGAAGCGCGAGGUCAGCGCCCGCUUCCACGAGGUGCUGAAACCGAAGGAUGAGAUGCUGAGUCUCUCACUGCACUACAGCAACGCGCCGCAGGAGGAGGAUCUGGCCACCACGCGCUGCCACGGCCUGCAAGAGGAGCUGUAUCUGAUGAAGUAAGAGCUGCAGCGAGAGAAGAUGUCUUCUUCCUGUGAGCGGGAAUUUCGAGAGCGGUCCCUGAAGAUGACGAAUGAGCUGGAGCCUGGAGAUGAGGAGCUGAGCCGCCUGAAGGAGGAGAAGGAGAGGCUCCGCUCCCUGACCUUCAGCCUGGUGGGUCCUGGUGCCUCCAAGGGUCAGCUUCCUGCCCUGGUCCUCCCAAGGUUCAGCUUCCUUCCCUGGUGGCCAGCGGGGAGUGUCCUUGACCUUGGCCUGUGGCCUCCAGACUGUGGGAUUUCUGACAAAGCCACCUCCCUCCCUCUCCCCGAGGCUCCCCCACCACCCAUCCUCAGCCCCACCCUCACAGCCGCUGACCUUCAUGGGCCAUGUUUGUCCCCCUCUGUCCAGCACUGGGAAGAGAAGGAGCAGACCCUGCUCCAGUUCCAGCAAACCAAGGUGGACUGCGAAAUCUACACGGAGAAGAUGAACGUCCUGCAGAGCCAAGAGGUCGAGCUGCAGAAGGAGCGGGACCAGGCCUACUCAGCAAGGGAUGGAUCCCAGAUGGAGAUUUCUCAGAACCUGGCAGAGAAGGACGCACUCCGCAGGAAGGUGUUUGAGCUGACAGACCAGGUCUGCGAACUGCGCCAGCAGGUCCAGCGGCUACAAGUGCCGGCCGAGUCGCUGCCAGGCUCCAUCCACCACGCUGGCUCCCAUGAGCAGACCGUGUGGUCAGAGGUUGAAGCCUGUCUGGGUCUUUGGCAGCCCAAGCAGGAGGCGGGAGCCAGGGAGCCCUGUCCGAAGAGGAAGCAGUGGCUGGUGUGCAUGUUUGCCCUCUGCCCGUGGGAUGACAGCGACGGCAGUUCCUCUGAGCUCUGGUCUGACCUGAGCGCCACAUCCAGCCGCGAGCUGGUGGAUAGCUUCCACUCCAGCAGCCCUGUGCCUCCCAGCCAGCAGUCCCUGUACAAGCGGGCCACAGAGGACUUCUGGGAAGACCCCUUGUCUUUCAGUGGCUGCCCCAAAACCCUGGAGGUGGACCAGGGAGGCUCCCUGGGUGCUAAGAAGGGUGAUGCAGAUUUGGACUAUGAGAUUGUAGACAGGGCAGACCUCCCUGAGUCCGAGAACAGCCUGCAGCUGUCUCCUGGGGGCCUCCACCUCUCCGCCAGCAGUGUCCCGGUGAGGCGGAGGCCAGCCCGCAAGAUCCUGAGCCAGGUCACGGUGCUGGCCUUCCAGGGGGCCGUGCUGCUGGAGCAGAUAAGCGUUAUUGGCGGGAACCUCACGGGCAUCUACAUUCAUCUCACCCCGGGCUCCGCGGCAGACGAGAUGGCCUUGUGCCCCGGCACCCAGAUUGUGAUGGUGGAUUACGAGGCAACAGAGCCCUUGUCCAAGGCUGUCCUGGAGGGCAUGACCCUGGAUCUGGCCGUCAGACUUCUCCAGAGGGCGAACGGCUUCUGCUGUCUGUCUGUGAAGGCCAACAUGGAGGGUUAUAAGAAGCUGGUCCAGGACCUAAAGGCCAUAGUGGCCACAUCAGGGGACUCCUUCUACAUCCGGGUCAACCUUGCCCUGGAGAGGCAGGCAGAGGGAGAGCUGCAGGUGCACUGCCACGACAUCCUGCACGUCACAGACACCCUGUUCCAGGGCGGCAGCUGCUGGCACGCCCACCGUGUUGGCCCCUACAGCACCAAGGGCACCGAACAGGGCACCAUCCCCAACUAUGCACAGGCACAAACUGUUCUCAUCGCCCUCAUCCAGGACAUGGCUCAUCAGAGCAUCAUGGCCCGCAAGCAGCCUUCUGGGGGAGCCCAGAAGCUGGUCCGCAUCGUCAAUAUGGACAGAACCAAGGCCGGCCCUCUGUGGUCAUCCUUUGACGGGGGCCAGUCGGACCCAAGCCAGGUAGAAGGUGAGGCGGACCCCUCCACCGUGUGCUUCUGGGCCGAGAGCUACUUCACCCUGGUGCCCUACACCCUGGUGCACGGCCACAGGCCCAGCCGGCCCCGGCCCGUGCUCUUCGUGCCCAGCGUGGUCGGGAAGAUCCUGAUGGAGAAGCUGUGCCUCCUCCAAGGGUAAAAGAAAUGCCCAGCAGCAUACUUGAGCCAGGAGGAGUAUGAUGCCUCCAGCCAGAGAGGGGACAUCAUCCAGGAGAGGGAGGCGUCUGGUGGUCGCUACUGUGUUACCUGCAGAGCAGUCGAGUCCCUCAUGGGAAAGAACACCCAUGCCCUCCUGGACAUCCAGCUGGACACUGUCCGCGUCCUGCACAAGAUGGAGAUCUUCCCCAUCAUUAUCCACAUCUCCAUCAAUGAAAAGGUGGCAAAGAAAUUCAAGAAGGCUCUGCAGUGGCUCGGCACCGCAGAGGACCAGCUCCUGGAGGCUGCCAGGCAAGAGGAGGGUGAGCUGGAAGAAGUGCCCUGUCUGGACAGCAGCCUGGCCCCCGACAGCUGGAGCGACCUGCACGCCCUGCUCGGCUGUGUCUGCCUGGCCAUUGCAGAUGAGCAGAAGAAGGUUGUGUGGACAGAGUAG